Cynara cardunculus var. scolymus (artichoke) is the source of this 5429-nucleotide messenger RNA. RefSeq names its product light-harvesting complex-like protein 3 isotype 1, chloroplastic. Bases 4197 to 5189 code for a protein of 330 amino acids. The record is from RefSeq and is a predicted model, not a curated record. The transcript is spliced from 8 exons. Lineage: Eukaryota; Viridiplantae; Streptophyta; Magnoliopsida; Asterales; Asteraceae.
GACUCCGCCUCCUUCUUCCUUGUUCAUCUUCUUGUGAAACUGCGAUUUCUCAAAACUUUAGUCUCAGGAUGAUGGAUUCUUCAACUCCCUUCGCUACUUUUCUCCAACUCUCAUCUGAUCUUCUCUCUCUUGGCGAUCCACCGUACUCUCGAUCUGGUUUUACAAAGUCAAAUUUACUCACGCUCUGCUACUGUGAUGUGUAGAAACCGGUGAAGUUUCAAGAAAUUUCCAUUCAUGUUGUAACUUUUGGUCUUCAUGAUUAAUUAGUGGAUAUGAUCAAAAUUAAUGGAUUCGACAGAAACUCGUUUUCUUUUUAAGUACCAACCCCAACUUGGAGUUCUUGAGAAGGCCUACCUGCCACAAGGUAAGGAAUAGUUGAUUCUCACUAAUAUUUGUCUUUCUUGAUUUUUUUGUCAAGGGUCAAUUAAAAUCUAGUUAUUUCCCCUGCAUCGAUAAGGUCCUAGCAACCAUACCAUAUUCUUGUUGGUCAAUUUAUUAGAAUCAUCUAGCUGAUUAUAUCAAUAUUAGAACCAAAAUAGGACUCACAAUGAUCAAAAUUACCCUAUUUAUGUGAAGCAACAAACAAGGAUUCAUCCAUUGAUAGUAGUUCUUGAGAGAAGUCAGCCAAGAAGUUGGGCUCUGCACACCACAAUGCAAGGAAUAGAGCGAUAGAGCUUAUAUACAUUCAUGAACGAGAAACAAUUAAAGGAUCAAAUUGUUUUUCAUUGAUGGUUCUUUUGUAAUUGUUUUGUGCCUUGAAUAUACUUGUUUCUCACUAAUAUACGUGCUUUGUAAUGAAGCUUUUACAUUUCCUUUCCAUGACAUUAAGGUUUCUGACAUGGAUAUAUGGGAUGACUUAAAAAAAUUGGUGCAACUUUUGUUCUUGGGUACGUUACUUUUAUAUGUCAAGGAAGUCUUAUUGCUAGUUUCAGGUAUGAUGGAGGUGCGUCUGGCAAGGCAGGUAAUCUUUAACUCAUUGCAGGUGCUAGAUCUCAUGGCAGUUGAGCACCUAUGGAUUGCUUUAAAUGGAAUGAUGGUUGUACUAGAGCUCAAAGUUGGAAGCUGAAAUGCCUUUACAUGGAGUGAUGGUUGUAAGCUUAUUUGACUAGAUAUACUGAGCCCAAGCCAUGCCACCCCUGUUUAUUACUGAUCCAAAUGAAAUUAGACCCCAAGCCAAACAAUUUAAUGCAAGAUCAGUAUAGGCAGUCGGCUUGUGUUUGUUUGCUCAAACUUAUUCAAUACUGUAAUUACAUGCAGAGUUUGUCCAGGACAGGCCAGCAUCCGCUAGUUGGCCAGUGAAGAGCACCAACACUGCCACUUUCCCAAAUAUUGAUCCCUUACGACCCUACCCUGUCCUAGGUCCUGCUAAAAAGGGUUAGUAGUGAAUGCAUUUGAUUUGUCUUCCUUGUAUAUUGGAGGUCUUACAUAUCAUCAAUUUUGAACUUCUUCUCACAAAUUUUGAAUGGUCAAUGACUCCUUUCAGUUGUUAAUUGUCGUAAUAAUUCCCUUUUCAGAUUCAGCAUGGCUUGGCUCUGGCUGCUGACAAAUGUGCAUGUUCGUGCUCAUGACUCUUGUACCACAGGGUUGUAGUCGCAGGUAAGCAUUCAACCUACUAUAAAAUUGAGUUGCAUGUAGAAGAAUAUUUAGAGUUUUGGACCAACAUCUGAAUGUAUCGUGAAACUUUUUGUACUUCUAUUCGUGCUUGAUCAAGAAACCACAAAUUUUUAGAUGAUCACGUUGCUAUAUGCAGAAAACCAGUUGUUCAUGAUUAAGAUAAGGUUUCAUGAGGCAUGGUUGAGAUAAUGUGUGCAAGACUGUUGGACAUUAUUGGAUGUUCCAGGACAAUGUUGAAUACUUGAGCCAAAUAAAAGCAACAAUAGCUGUAUGAUACACUUUUUAGGCUAGUUAGCCCAUGGGCAAGCCUGGCCCGUUUAUAGGGUGGGCAAUGGCAAGUUGUCAAGCCCAAAAAAAGGGCUUGGGUUUACAAUAUUAGGCCCGUUGGACAAAAAAACAAGUUAGGCCCGGCCCGGGCCCAGCCCAGGCCUGCAAAUGAUCAUCUCUAGCUGUAUCUAAGUGUGAGUUAUGGCUUGAGUAAUGAAAUGCACCUGUAUAGACCAUCCUCUUUCCUGAUAUACUAUAAUUAUUUGAUUUUUUUGUUGUUUGAUACUGCUUGAGUAAUGAAAUGCACCUGUAUAGACCAUCCUCUUUCCUGAUAUACUAUAAUUAUUUGAUUUUUUGUUGUUUGAUAUUCUAUCUUUGUUCCCUCUAUAUCAUUUUUUUGUUUAUUAUUUAUACCAACCCAAAUUUUAAUUGAUUUUUAUAGAUUUGGAGUGGUUCUAUUCUUGUUAUAGUUAUGCACACAGCCAUCAAUGCAGGUAGACAGAGGGAGCUUAUCUAUUUUAAUCGUAAUGAUUGAUCUGCUCGUGUAUUUGAAGAAAGGUUCACCAUGAUUAUGAUUAUGUUCCAGCAGUGCUAACUUUCAUGUUCCCUUUGGGAAAUCUUUAUGAAGCUUUGGCUCGAGGUACAUUUUUUCUACUAAUUGAACAGGGUGAUUUAUGCAAACACUGCUCCUUGCUCAUUUACCUAUUUUGCCGUCUCUUUCGGUUUAAAAUGAGCAGAGACUAUUUCUAUAACUCAGCUGCUUAGAUUCUUGGAAUAAUCUAUGCAUGCCUUUGCAUUUCAUCUUGGUAAUGCUUGCCAACCAUUAACGUUGCUAACCUUAUUUUCUGAAAGAAGGCACUGCAAAAGAUAUAUUGAAAGGAAAAAACAUGGAAUCCUGAUUCACUAGCAAGACAAUCUAAACAAAGUGGUUCUCUAGACUUGUUGAGCCCUCAACUCAACUUGUUGCCUUUGCAUGCAAGUGCACCUCUGGAGAGCAUAACAUAUUCCAGAUUAGAACGAGUGCUCUUGGAUACCAUUUGUGAAUAGAAGUUGGAAGAAGAAUGCUAAACCUGCCCUUUCCAGGUUAAUUUGUUAGUCAUCCAUGGUCUGAUUUUAUUUGUCUUGGGGAAAACAGAGGAUUUUGAACACUUUAAGCAUUAGAACCAACCCAAUUUUCUAGGAAUAUUAUUUGUUUCUUGAAAUCACAAAGAGCUCCGGAAGUAGAUAUAUAGAGCUCCAGGACCCAACUGAUUAUCCUCCUAAGGAUUGCUGAUUGCCUAUCAAGUAUAUUAAACCCAUCCCAAAUCUAGAAGAGAAAAGGUUUGCAUUCUUCAUUGUCCCCUUCCGCAGCCCUAUGCCAUGACUCAUGAGGACUGGAAAGGUUUUUCGGUAGUCCAAUUGCCUAGAUGAAUCCCGUAUUUGGUGUCAAUGAGGGUUGUCCACAGUUGAUUCGUGCAUGCCACAGCCUUUUGGAUCUUGUUCUUUUGACAUAUGGAGUUGCUUUCUUUCUUAGAUGAGCACCAUAAAGGAAGUUUCUCAUUAGCUUUCAUUCUUAAGGGUGAUUCUAUGCCAGAUUCUGUGUGGCCUUAACUUCUUUGCCCACACUUGCUAAUAAAUGGAAUAUACUCCUUUAGCCCCUUGGUCAAGGAUGUGCUGUGGCUGUAAAUCCUCUUUCAGCUCAUCAGUUUUUUUUCCUUUCCUUUUUGUUUCAUGCGGGUUUGUAUAUUGUGGCGCCGAGGUCAUCGGGAGCUAUACCAACAGCCUCUCUGCUUGUAUGCGGUAAGGCUGUGUGUUAAUCCCUUCCACUGCUCUACGAAGAUAGGAGCAUGGUGUACUUGGGCCAUCCAUGGAGCCUAACACUGGACCAACUUUUGUAAUACAUUGGCGGUUGCCAUUUAGCAUAGAGUCUGGAUUCAUUGCUGGUUUCUGGUUCGUGUUGGCUCCGUUGAUAGUCAGCACGAGAUGGAGGAUUGCAUAUUUGCAUUGCUAUUCAAUAAUUAGUAUGGGUAUAACAUGUUUCUUACUUGAUGAAGAAUGUAGUAAUAUUUUUAUGAUGAACGUGGGUUUGUUUUUGGAAUGUUUUUAUGUAUGUUGUGAGAAUGUUGGGUUUGACUUUGUAGUUGUCUUUUACAUUGCAUCUUUCUCACUGAUCUCUUAAGCAACCUGAAACUAAAUACUCUCCUGAAUCGAUAUGAACAGGAAGCAAGGAAAGAUAAAGAACAAAGUGAGUUUUACAAGGUUAAGGGUGUUUAUGGCAGUAACAAGUGGAUGACAUACAUAAGAGAAUUUCCAUAAAGACUUCAAGCACAGAAGACAUGCAAACCAAACUAGAGAGAAACAAGAUUGAAUCAUCAAAAGCUCGUAAAGUGGAACAGUAUGUGACCUCAACACCAGGAGUGUUCGUCUUCAUGUCUCUUUCUGAUAUUUUUCAACCUCUACUCUUCUUGCCAAUUUGCAUAUAUGUUAAAAUCAUUCCGCAGUUUACAGAGCCAAAAUCUGUCACAGAAACCAAAAGGAAUCAUGGAUCUGUUCUGAGAGCAAUAUUGCAAGCAAAAGUUUCGAAUGCAAUAGCGAGCAUUUAUGGAAGGAUGGGCGGUUUUGUGGAAAAACAAGUUGAUCAUAUGUCUAUAGCGAUUUUUCUCUCAUYCAGACAUCUCUUUGAUCUGAUCAAGGUAACCACGCCUUCUUUCAGAACCAAGAAAACCACUACAUUUGUAGCACUGAAUGUUGAAGCCCAAAUGGCUCUAAACACACCCGAAGAACAAAAUCACAUCAACAAUGGAGUCACAAUUGGUGAUGGAGCAGAAACUUCUAGUGUCAAAUUUGCUGAUGAGCGAUGGAAACAUGGGACUUGGGAUUUGAAUAUGUUUGUGAAAUCUGGAACAAUGGAUUGGGAUGCUCUGAUUGUUGCUGAAGCAAGGAGGAGAAAGUUUCUUGAAUUGUAUCCAGAAGAAGCAACAAAUCAUGAUCCUGUGCUGUUUAGAAGCUCUAUUAUACCCUGGUGGGCUUGGGUUACACAUUCUCACCUUCCUGAGGCUGAGUUGCUCAAUGGUCGAGCGGCAAUGAUUGGGUUCUUUAUGGCUUAUCUUGUGGAUGUUUUGACUAGGCUUGAUGUUGUGGGGCAAAGUGGUAAUUUCAUAUGUAAGAUUGGAUUGUUUGCUACAGUCAUGGGUGUAGUCCUUUUUCGGCAAACCAAUUCUCUACAGGAUCUCAAGAAUCUAGCAGAUGAGGCCACAUUUUAUGAUAAACAGUGGCAAGCUUCAUGGCAAGAUCAAGAUUCAAGUGAUGACACAUCAGGAAAAAAAUGAAACCUGUGUAUCAUUUAUUAACAAAACUGCUUGUCUGCAUUUCCAAUCAUAAACUUAAAUUACAUGUACGAAACUAGUUAGAGUCUUGGACAAUAUAUGAAUGUACCCUGAACAUUUUUGUACUUCUAUUCUUGCUUGAUCAAGAAACCAUAAAUUUUCAGAUGAUCAUGUUGCUAUCUAUAGAAACCAGUUGUUGACGAUCAAGAUAAAGCUGUAUCUAAGUAUUAGUUUUGGCUUUUU